Molecule: messenger RNA, 2112 nt
Organism: Raphanus sativus (radish)
Lineage: Eukaryota; Viridiplantae; Streptophyta; Magnoliopsida; Brassicales; Brassicaceae
Product: probable folate-biopterin transporter 2
Exons: 4
Coding region: 444-1940 (498 amino acids)
Cellular component (GO): membrane
Source: RefSeq, a predicted model, not a curated record
AAACAUUUAGCAGCAAAAGGCUUUUGACAUUUUCCUAUCGUCUCUUUCACCUGUGUUUCAUUUCUUUAAUCAUUUUAUUCUCUUCCCAUCUUUCUUCUUCAAUGAGCAUUUGCUGUUCAUAUGAAAUCAAGUCAACGAAGCUUCCUGUUUUUGCCAAGUUCAUUCUUGUUUUCCAAGAUUUAAUCCAAACCUAGAUUUUUGAUUCUCAAAUCUCUGUUUCCUGACUUGCUUACAUCAAGACCAAACCCACAUCAAAAGUCUCAAACUUUGGUCCUGGAUCUGUUCUCCCAUAGUUUCAGACCAAACCCACUUCAAAAGUUUCAAACUUUGGUCCUGGAUCUGUUUCCCCACAGUUUCAGACCAAACCCACAUCAAAAGUCUCAAUCUUUAAACUCAAAAAACAGAGCCAAUUCUUGAAUCUUUCCUCAUUACACAAACCAGUUAUGGUAGUAGAAGACAAAAGCAUCGAGAACGGUGGAUCCAUCCACGUGGACAAAGGAGAAAGCCGUUUCCUAACUGUAAUAUGUGGACCAGUCCGAUGGAUAAAGAUGCUAUCAAAAGAGCUUCACUGGAGCUUCGUCUUCGGUGUGGUCUCACUAUACGGCAUAAACCAAGGCCUAGGCGGCUCAAUGGGCCGCGUAGCGACAGAGUACUACAUGAAAGACGUCCAAAAAGUCCAACCCUCCGAGUCUCAAGCCCUCACUGCAAUCACCAAGAUCCCGUGGAUCAUCAAACCUCUCUGGGGCAUUCUCACCGACGUUGUUCCCAUCUUCGGCUUCCAUAGACGACCUUACUUCGUUCUGGCGGGUGUCCUCGGAGUGGUCUCUAUGCUGUUCAUCUCGCUUCGUAGCGAUCUCCACCUUUACUUUGCGCUUAUGUGGAUGACGUUGUCGAGUGCUGCGAUGGCUAUAGCUGAUGUGACGAUUGAUGCGUGCACUGCUUACAACAGCAUCAAGCAGAGUGCUCUUGCUUCGGAUAUGCAGAGCUUAUGCAGCUUAAGCGCCUCUAUUGGUGCACUUGUUGGUUUUUUCAUGAGUGGUAUCUUAGUUCAUCUUGUUGGCUCCAAGGGAGUGUUUGGCUUGCUGACAUUACCGUUUGCUUUAGUAUCUGUGGUGGGGAUUGUGUUCAGUGAGUCACAUGUUCCUGGUUUCUCUUACAAACAGGUGAACCAGAGGUUUAGCGAUGCAGGGAGAGCAAUGUGGAAGACAAUGAAGUGCUCAGAUGUAUGGAGACCUUGUCUGUACAUGUACAUUUCACUUGCUCUUAGUUUGAACAUUCAUGAAGGUCUCUUCUAUUGGUUCACAGAUUCGAAGGAUGGUCCUUUGUUUGCUCAGGAAACAGUUGGUUUCAUUCUCUCAAUUGGUUCAGUUGGGUCUAUUUUAGGAGCUACAUUGUACCAGCUAGUCCUAAAGGACCAUCCCUUCCGUGGACUUUGUCUGUGGACACAACUUCUCUAUGCCUUAUCAGGAAUGCUUGACCUCAUUCUUGUGCUACGUCUCAACUUGAGACUUGGCUUACCGGACUAUCUAUUCAUAGUAGUGGACGAGGUGGUUUCUCAGUUCAUAGGACGUUUGAAAUGGAUGCCGCUGAUGGUUCUCACUUCGAAGCUCUGUCCUCAUGGAAUCGAAGGGACUUUCUUCGCGUUGCUGAUGUCUAUUGACAAUGCAGGGGUCAUGACUUCUUCUUGGCUUGGAGGAGUGUUGUUGCAUGUCCUCAAGGUGACUAGGACUGAGUUCGGUAAUCUCUGGCUUGCGGUUUUGGUGAGGAAUGUUAUGAGGCUUUUGCCGCUGUUUGUGUUGUUUCUUGUGCCUAAGGGAGAUCAGAACACGUUUAAGCUCCCGAGUGAGAUCAUGGGGGAAGAUCCAGAAGAGGGAGAUGAGAAAGAAGAGUGUAGGAGUUUGGAAAUGGCGUCGCUUGUUCAUUCAGUUGAUAGAAGAUAGCUGUAACAGUGUUCUUUUAUUGUAUACGAACUUUAUAAAGCAAAAUGCUUUCAGGUUUUCACAGCAUUUUUUCACUGAACUUUACUUGCAUUGUUGUUACAAAGGGCAAAAUUUUCUCAGUAUACAUAGCAUGUAUUGUCAUUUUUUUAGUCUAUCUCUGUCUCUGAGUCUC